AUGGAUAGAAAAUCAGAAGAAUUUGAAUCCAUGGGGAUCUUUGAUAUCUACAGAGAAGCUUAUAAGGUUACAAUGUCAUCGAGAAAGAUCUUUUCACAGAUCGUCCUUGCUCUAAUCCUUCCAUUUGCUUUGGUUACCCUAGCACAAAUAGAAAUAGUCCAACUACCCAUCACCAACAAUCUCUCCAACUUAAUCUUCACGCUUUUCCAUUCUGUUCUCUUACAGCUAUUGACUUCGGCUGUCGUUUACACGGCAGCUUGUGCCUAUUGUUCCAAAGAUAUCACUUCUAAGAAAGUUAUGAUUGCAGUACCUAAAUUAUGGAAGAGGCUCGUGAUCACUUACUUGUGGGUUUUCUUAAUCUCGUUUGUGUAUAGUUUUUUACUAAUCAUACUGAUGGUGAUUCUGUUUGUAGUACCUGGAAUCUUGUCGGACCAAGUCGCUCUGAAAUCAACUAAAAUCAUGUCUGUUCUAGUCGUUAUUUUACUCAUCCUUUACAUGAUUGGAGCCAUUUACAUCAUCUUGAUUUGGUACAUGGCCAGUGUAGUAUCCAUUUUGGAAGACAUUAGAGGAAUUAAAGCUAUCAAGAAAGGCAAGAACUUGAUUAAGGGUAAUUUUUGGAUUGUUUUCGUCACCUUUUUUCUGCUGCUAAUCUGUAAUAUGGGAACAGUAUUUUCCUUUAGCUCUCUGGUCGUACAUGGGGAAUCAUUGGCUAUGGUUGUUCGAGUGGUUUUGGGAAUUUGUUGCUUGUUGUUGCUGGUGAUACUCAUUCACUUUGGCCUAGUAACGCAAACAAUCGUCUACUUCGUUUGCAAGUCAUAUCACAAAGAGAACAUUAAUAAGUCUAACCUUGGCGAUCACUUGGAUGACUAUCACAUCGGGUAUUAUGUCCCUCUAAAUAAGGACGAAGACCUUCAGCUAGGAGGGAAUGCUGUCUAG
This is a messenger RNA of Papaver somniferum (opium poppy), 936 nucleotides long. RefSeq lists its product as uncharacterized. The transcript has a single exon. Bases 1 to 936 code for a protein of 311 amino acids. NCBI's taxonomy places the organism in Eukaryota, Viridiplantae, Streptophyta, Magnoliopsida, Ranunculales, Papaveraceae. The record is from RefSeq and is a predicted model, not a curated record.